Nicotiana tabacum (common tobacco) is the source of this 474-nucleotide messenger RNA. Lineage: Eukaryota; Viridiplantae; Streptophyta; Magnoliopsida; Solanales; Solanaceae. The record is from RefSeq and is a predicted model, not a curated record.
AUGGAAAUCUUGAGAGAAAAGGCAGGAUUCAUUGUCGGUCAAAGGAAAUUUACCUUAGACAUGUUGAAGGAGUUUGAUGUGUCUCAUUUGACUCGAGUCAGCUCCCCUUUGGAUCUUUCCUUCAAGCUUCAAGCUGAUGAUGGACAGCCCCUGCAAAAUCCCACUGUAUUUCAUCACUUGAUCGGAAAGUUAAAUUAUUUAACUAAUACUCGACCGAAUCUCUCUUUUGCUGUACUCACCCUUAGUCAAUAUAUGCAGAAAACAUGUGUUUCUCACUUCUUUGCUGCUCCACUAGCACUCAAAUACCUCGGUUCUAAUCCGGGUCAAGGCAUUCUCCUUUCAGCAGAACCAUCAUUUUCUUUGCUAGCAUUUUGUGACGCUGAUUGGGCUUCUUGCAAGGAUUCAAGGAGGUUCGUCAGUGGUUUCUUCAUAACACUGGGAGGAACUCCUAUUUCCUGGAAAUCAAAGAAGUAG